GAUCUGUGGCCCAAAUACAAUAUGCAGCAACACUGUUGGGCAUUAUAUCUGCACCUGUAAAACUGGAUUCAUCCCUUCUCCUGGAGCCACGUGGAUUCCCAAUAAAACACAGUGUGAAGACCUGAUGAAACAGAUGGCUACCGCAAGUUGCCCACAAGCAUCAAGCCAGCUUUGCUUCCUUUCUUCAUUUACAGACCAAUUAAAAAAUGGCUCAGAGAUUCCAGUUGAGAUGGUGGCUAGUGUCUUGGGUACAAUUGUCAGCAGUGACUCCGCUUGGACAAACCAAAAUGAUGAGCAGAAGUCUGAAGCAGCUCAGAUGAUUCUGACCUCUGCAGUGAGUCUGGUAUCCGCCUUGAUUAAGCCCACUGCUAAUGUCACAAGCAAGAAAGUGAAAUCAGAAAAACUGGAAAUCGACUUGAUGGUGGUUGGAUCAAACACAAGCCUGAAUGCAAUCCCAAAAUUGGAAGCUCAAGGAAACUCAAUGGAAGUUGACCUGCAGGGUGUCGCGAAGGAGAACAAUAAAAGUUAUGCUGCAGCAGUUUUCAUAUCAUACAAUGGAAUGAGUUCACUUCUAAGUGCCAGUUUUUUUGUGAGUGAACACAUUCCUGAAAUUAAUUCUGAAGUGAUAUCGGCCACAUUACCUGAAAUGCAACUCUCCAACCUCUCUGAGCCUGUUAACUUCACAUUAAAGCACUCCAAGCCUGGAUCAGAAGGGAACAUGACCUGUGUCUACUGGAAAACUAAACCUAUAAAAACCUGGUCUCCAGAAGGCUGUAAAGAAAUACAGACCAACGAAACACACACAGUCUGCAGCUGCACCCACCUCUCCACCUUUGCAUUGAUAAUGGAGAUUGAGAAACCGCAACACCAUGAAGAUGACGGCGACAUGUUAGAAUUGAUUAAUUUAAUUGCAGUGCCGAUCAACCUGUUUUUUCUAAGUUGUGCAAUUACAACCUUCAUAUGUUGCCAGUCCAUUCAGAAUGCCAACAACACCAUUCACCUGCACUUGAGCAUCUGUCUCUUCCUGGCUCACCUUCUCUUCCUAACUGGGAUAAGCCAAACAAAGGUCCCGGUAUGUAGGCAGGGCUGCUUCACUCUGGAUAGGCUGGAACAAAACUGUAUCUACAUGCAUGUGUUGUGUGCAGUCAUAGCUGGGCUCCUACACUACCUCUUCUUGGCCAGUUUUGCCUGGAUGUGCCUGGAGGGAGUACAGCUCUACCUGCAGGUGAGAAACCUGAGGCAGGUGAGGCGGAGUAGCAUGCAGGCCCUGCGUACAGGAUACCUGCUGCUGGCUGGCUACGGCACUCCCCUUCUCAUCGUGGCUGUGUCUGCAGCGCUGUUUUCAGAUGGAUAUAUGAAUAAUGAAAUAUGCUGGCUGAGUUAUGAGAAGGAAUUCCGCUGGAGUUUUCUUGGCCCUGUUGCUCUCAUAUUGGCAGUUAACAUGAUUCUCUUCGGUGCCAUUAUCUGGACUCUGCAAGCAACUCUGUCUCAGCUCAAUGCUGAAGUGUCCUCGCUUAAGGACAGCAGCUUGCUGACUUUCAAAGCCCUCGUCCAGUUUGUGAUCUUGGGCUGUAGCUGGUUCCUUGGCUUUUUCCCACAAGUUGAAAUAUGCAGAGUGUUGUUCAUCGCCCUCAGCUCUCAGCAGGGGACCAUGAUAUUCAUUGUGUACUGCUUGCUGAACAGAGAGGUGAGGAAGGAGUACAAGAAAUGGUUUUGUUGCCAACGGAAGUCUUCAACAACUUAUGCAAUUAGCUCAAGGGGCAGAGAAACAUCUGUGACGACACUAUCCAGAUAAAGAUGCAAACAGCACAAUGAGGACUGGAUCACCCAGAAACAACUGCAUGUUCCACUAUGAACAACAGUGGCAGUGCUGGAGAUCCUUUGGUUAUUCACUUUUUUUUUUAGGAUGUUGUUUGCCAUUUUUUACACUAUAUUUUCCUAGUAUCAAAUCACUGUAGGUCACUGCUCACUUUUUAAGUUAAUUGACUGUUAAUGGUUAGUAUAUAAUGACCACUUUGAGUAAUUUGCUUCAGCUUACAUUGUCUAGGGUUUCAUUUCCCCUGUAGGUUUUUAUGAUGUUUGUAAUUAUUCUUUUAUUUUCUGGUAAAAUGUGUUCACGUGUUUUGACUACUAGUUCAGGAGCUGUUCUUCCCUUGCUUACCAGCACCAUUUAUAGCACUGCUCUGUAUUAACAGCAAAAUCCAAAGAGGCAACUUCAUGAUUUCCAAGUCCUUUCAAACAAUAUGAAAAGAGUAAGGAGGUUCAGAAAAUAUUUCCAUCUGCUGUUCAUCUUGUAAGGCGGUUUGCAAUCAUUCUAUGUGGUUCUUAUUGUAAUUCUACUGUAUUAUAUAUACUGUGUGAAUUUUUUUGUGUGUGAUUUUUUUAAAAUUUUAUUUUACUUUUUGAUAGUGAUGUGUAAUAAAGCUGAUCUUUAGUUCUUGUUGCUUGUGAAAUAUGCAACACAGUCUGGAUCUACCAAAGUGUGUCUACAGAAGUAAGAGCCAGUGCUGCCUUGUGAACAGCCAUGGUUUCCUUUUGUAAUGCUUGCAAUACGCAACUGUGCACUAGAUGGCACCGAGACAUGAACCUGCUCUUCCCUGAUUGUAUGACUCCCUCUCUGCUAUGUGCCAAGUUAUACAACACCUCUCCAAGCUCCUCUGUAUUCUGUUCUUGAUAAAUGAUUAGUAUAUGUGAUUGAUAUAUAUAUAUAUAUAUAUAUAUAUAUAUAUAUAUAUAGCUUGGGCAGCAUUGGGGUAAUGCGUAUAAAAAAUACUGCAAUCUAUUAAAACAACAAUUGUUUGUUUUAGUGUUUAAAUUUUAUUAUUAAACAAAUAAGGUUGUGUGUUUAUUUGAUUUGUAACAGUGCUAACACAACCUAAUACAUUUGCUGUUGAAUUGCUAAGCAAACUGGCACAGUUUUGCACUUAAAGAAAAAUAUGAAUAUGCCAACAAUAGCAAAACCUAGACGAUUUAACAAAUUUACUCUUUACGACUGGGACAAAAUAAAAUUAAGCUGAAAGCUGGGACAAUGUUGACUAUAUAAUUUUUACAAAUAUUUGAAUAUUAAAACAAAAAACUGCUUGAAAUGGAUUUGGUGGCAAUAAUAAAUAUGU
Messenger RNA from Acipenser ruthenus (sterlet), 3113 nucleotides. Its product is annotated as adhesion G protein-coupled receptor E3-like. NCBI's taxonomy places the organism in Eukaryota, Metazoa, Chordata, Actinopteri, Acipenseriformes, Acipenseridae. Gene Ontology annotation, biological process: cell surface receptor signaling pathway; adenylate cyclase-activating G protein-coupled receptor signaling pathway. Gene Ontology annotation, cellular component: membrane. The coding region runs from base 125 to 1795 and encodes 556 amino acids. The transcript is spliced from 15 exons. The record is from RefSeq and is a predicted model, not a curated record. Gene Ontology annotation, molecular function: G protein-coupled receptor activity.